AAUGAAGAAUUCGUCGCACCCAUCGGCUAAAGCCACGUGGAAGAGCGAGCACAGCCACUCCUUCGAUACAGCCAAACAGUAGUCCUCCAAGAGCAUCGCUUAAAUAAUGACGUCCCAUUGCCACCCGGCUAAUGGCAACCAACACCGCCAGGAGUGCAGCCGCAAUGCGAUAUUUCGGGAAGAAGGCAGCGCUUAAAGUGGCAAGCAUUGCCGCCCUGGAGCUAUGCCCAGAGGGAAACGAAUACUGAUCAGCAAUUGGUGCUUCGAAUUUCUGAAAUAAGAAUUGUAUGA
Haemonchus placei is the source of this 291-nucleotide messenger RNA. NCBI's taxonomy places the organism in Eukaryota, Metazoa, Nematoda, Chromadorea, Rhabditida, Trichostrongylidae. The record is from the annotation of a GenBank genome assembly.